AUGAUGUCGGGUAGAUCGUCAAUUGUAUUUCUUUGUUGGUGCCUGCAAAUUAGUUGUGGCCUACAGCAGCUGGAUGUUAUAAAUCAAUGGAAUUUGUUAGAUUUUGAUCUGCCGUAUCAUUAUGACUACAGAGAUUAUAGGGCGGAGAACACCCUCUUCACCGGCCUCGAAGUGACAGACGACAGGCUGUUCCUGGCCACUCCGCGACUGCGCGCGGGCGUCCCGGCCACCCUCUCGACGGUGCCGCGCAACACGCCCCCCGGCUCGAGUCCCGUCCUGCGCGCCUAUCCCGAUUGGUCGGCACACAGCGGCCUGAGGGGUGACGUCAACUGCUCGGGCCUGAUUUCCGUCUAUCGGAUGAGGAUAGAUUCUUGUAACAGGUUGUGGGUACUCGAUUCCGGAGUGAUGACAUCUUUGGACGACUUCACGAGGGUAUGUCAGCCAAAACUGGUUGUAUUCGACCUCUUCAGUGAUCAGAUCAUCAGAACCGUCUAUCUACCGAAUGGAGUUCUUAGACCUUCCUCGCUCCUGACGAAUCUUGUGGUAGAUGAGAGUAUCCAAGGGAGAUGCGAUUCGUCUUUCGUUUACAUGAGUGACACUGCAGCACCUGGUUUGGUUGUGUACGACGGCAUAAGAGACCAAGCCUGGAGGUUCACGCACCCGACCAUGUUUCCAGAUCCGAAUUUCUCUGAUUACGUUAUCGAUGGGGAAUCCUUCACGCUUAUGGACGGAGUAGUUGGAUUGACUCAUUCCCCAAAACUCGGCGUGGUGUAUUUCCAGCCACUGGCUACUGACAGGAUCUUCAGCAUAUCGACCACAACUUUGACGAAAGGACCUCCAGGAGAGUUUGAAAAGCUGCCCAUCAAUUUAGUGGGCAAGAAAUCAUCCCAAGGGUUAGGACUAACAUUGAAUCUUCUGGAUGAAACCGUAUAUUUCAGUCCUCUUGCCGAGACUUCUGUCGCAUCUUGGAACCCAUUGACAAAUAAGCAAAAGCUUCUUGCUUAUGACCCAGAAAGGCUACAGUUUCCCGCUGAACUGCGAUGGAGAAGUGAUGGUGCGCUAUGGUUAUUGAGCACAAGAUUCCAGAAAUUCUUUCUUAGGACCGUCUCCCCGAAUGAGGUCAACCUUCGAGUGAUAAGAAUAUUUCCGUCUCGACAUGCUGUGUCUAAUGGACUUAGCAAUAACCUCUACAUAUAA
Molecule: messenger RNA, 1197 nt
Organism: Phaedon cochleariae (mustard beetle)
Lineage: Eukaryota; Metazoa; Arthropoda; Insecta; Coleoptera; Chrysomelidae
Source: the annotation of a GenBank genome assembly